This is a messenger RNA of Marchantia polymorpha subsp. ruderalis, 1449 nucleotides long. Lineage: Eukaryota; Viridiplantae; Streptophyta; Marchantiopsida; Marchantiales; Marchantiaceae. The record is from the annotation of a GenBank genome assembly.
GCAGACCAGCUCCUUGGCAACCAUCACAUGCUCUCGCCAGGAGCUUUACCCUCUGGCCCAAGCCAGCAACUAGCCCUUCAGGAACUAACAACUAACCCCAAGGCUCUGGAUGGAGGGAGGGAUCAGGAAUCCCCCUUUCUCUCUCUCUCUCUCUCUCUCUCUCUCUCCAGUCCUGCGAUGAUCUCUGAAAGUAGAUAGACUGCAAUGAUUUGCAGAUUCAGAUUGGGCUGUGAGUUUCGCAUGGACACGGGGUUUUGUCGCCCGUAUGAUGCAUGUACAGGACUGUGGUCUGGACUCUUGCUUUCGGGGGCCGGAGCGACGGAUACUCUCGUCCAGACCGUCCGGCUGCACGAAUCAGAUCUGGAGUGGGGGGAAACAGGGGCUUGUACCCCCGGGUCUCCUCGGGGGAUGGACGGAAAGCGUCUCCAGACUUUGAGGCGGGAUCCCGUUCCUUUCUUCAUCUUCUUCGUACUGGACUUCGAUCCGAAGCCGACCGACCAUUGUCUCUCCACUUGAUGGAUGGCAUUAUACUCGACCAUGGACUACUACAGCCCUCAUGAUGGAAAGCCUUUCGAGGAAUUCUGGCGUUAAUUGGAACACAUUUAUUUGCGAAGCAAUUUUCAUGCGGGCACCGGAGCUGUGGAUGAUCGUACUGCUGUGCGUAAUCACUUUCUAUCAUAGGCUUUCAUGGCAGACGAGGAAUCUUGUCAUGCCUUCGGAGGUUUGUUCUCGUACCAGGCUCGCAGAUUCCUGGCUCUUCAUUCAGUCUUUCAGUCAUUCAUGAAGGUGGAAAGCAGAUCCUCGCAUUUGGUUUCAUUUCAUCCCUGUAGGACUUGAUGGAUGGGGCCUCCUCCAUUCCCAUCCUUUUCGCUAGAUCACUGGGUUACCUUCUUCCUUCGCUCGGUUAUAUGUCGUUAUAAAAAGCUUACUUUCUUCGUAGUUCAUUCCGAUUUCAUUUAUUUAAGUGUGUGAGUUGAUGAUGGCACUGCUUGCUAACACGUGAGGCAUCGACUUUUCCAACGGAGGCGAUGUGUCCAUUCAUCCAGUCUGCUGUUGGCAUCGGGAGGGGGAGAGUCUUGCGCUCCAAUUAUGGAGUUGAUGUGGAGCAUUUGGAGAUGGAAGCAUGGAUGCAUUAUCGCCGUUCGACAUGUUUUCACGCUUCGAGCUGUCGAGAGUGGUUGAGGUGAUUGAAUCGCUCCAGGCUAGUCGGCGAAAAAAGUCCAUGGCUUUCUCUCGAACAGUUUGGGGGAACGAUACUUUUAUUUCCAGCUGUACAGCCACAAGUGUUCACUGGCAGGGCACUGCUGAUCUGCAGAUUUGCUGCCUGCUGUUGUUGGUGAGCACUUUACACACACACCACACUUCACUUCAACUCCAACAUCUCCUCUGCAUCAUCUAUCACGGACUCCAUGAUCCGUCUCAGCUCGGUUCGGGAUUUCAAUCUAGCCU